Hemiscyllium ocellatum (epaulette shark) is the source of this 8108-nucleotide messenger RNA. It is a transcript of the gene ptpn4a, whose product is annotated as protein tyrosine phosphatase non-receptor type 4a. NCBI's taxonomy places the organism in Eukaryota, Metazoa, Chordata, Chondrichthyes, Orectolobiformes, Hemiscylliidae. The record is from RefSeq and is a predicted model, not a curated record. Gene Ontology annotation, biological process: protein dephosphorylation. Gene Ontology annotation, molecular function: cytoskeletal protein binding; protein tyrosine phosphatase activity. Bases 469 to 3279 code for a protein of 936 amino acids. Gene Ontology annotation, cellular component: cytoskeleton; cytoplasmic side of plasma membrane; cytoplasm. The transcript is spliced from 27 exons.
CUGGAGAGGGUGCGCGCCUGCGCUCGGCGAGAGCAAGAGGACGGGCAGAAAUUAUUUUGGCUGGAGCCUCGCACUGAGUGGCGUUUAAAUCGUUGAGGCUGAGAAUCGACAGCGAGUUCAACCCGAGUAGAGAGAGAGACGGAACGACCCUUGAUUACGUCCGUGUGUGCUGCGCCCCUUCCCCGUGACUCCCCAAACCAUCCUCCCUCCCCGCCCCCUCCCGUUUCCCCCAACUCCCACCCCACCCUCUUCCCACCACCACCACCACUUUUUCUUCCCACCGACCGACUGACUACCAGGAGCGGGAGCCAUGAUGUGAAAGUGAGAGGGAGUCGGGAGGAAGAACGGACGGAGAGUGGGAGAGAAAUCAACCAGGUAUCCGGACGGGAGCGGCGUGGCGGCUCCUCGUCAGCCCAACGGCUCCGGGAAGCUCGAGGCGGCGGUGGGGGGAGCGCGAGCGGCGCAGUCAUGCCAACCCGAGAACCUGUGUGGACAGUAAUGACAUCGCGUUUCCGGUUGCCAGCGGGCAGAACUUACAAUGUGCGAGCAUCUGAACUGGCUAGGGACAGACAACACACAGAAGUGGUGUGCAAUGUUCUUCUCUUGGAUAACACUGUUCAAGCUUUCAAGGUUAAUAAACACGAUCAGGGUCAUGUCCUAUUGGAUUUAGUCUUCAGACACCUUGAUCUGACUGAACGAGACUACUUUGGUUUACAGCUAGCUGAUGAUACAUCAGACAGCCCUCGAUGGUUAGACCCAAACAAAUCUGUCAGAAAGCAACUUAAAAGAGGAUCCCCACAUAACUUGAAUUUUAGAGUCAAAUUUUUUGUGACUGACCUCAAUAAGCUACAAGAGGAAUAUACAAGGUACCAAUAUUUUCUGCAACUUAAACAAGAUAUUCUUAGUGGAAGGUUGCCUUGUCCAUACAACAUUGCAGCCCUCCUGGCUUCUUACUCUGUUCAGUCUGAACUAGGAGAUUACAACAUAUCAGAGCACUUGCCAGGCUACCUCGCCGAUUAUUCCUUUAUCUCUAACCAGCCUCAAGAUUUUGAAAAAGAAAUAGCAAAAUUGCAUCAGCAACACAAAGGACUCUCUCCUGCGGAAUCAGAAUUUAAUUACCUAAAUACGGCACGAAGCUUAGAACUAUAUGGAGUUGAAUUGCACUACGCAAGGGAUCAAAGCAACACAGAAAUUAUGAUUGGUGUGCUGUCAAGUGGAAUUGUAAUUUACAAGGGCAGGGUACGAAUCAACUACUUUCCAUGGUUGAAGAUUGUAAAAAUAUCAUUUAAAUGCAAACAAUUUUUCAUUCAGCUGAGAAGAGAAUUGCAUGAUUCAAGAGAAACAUUACUAGGUUUUAAUAUGGGAAACUACCGCGCUUGUAAGAAUUUGUGGAAGGCUUGUGUGGAGCAUCAUACAUUCUUCCGACUAGAAAGACCACUACCUCCGCAGAAGAACUUCUUUGCACAUUACUUUACAUUGGGUUCAAAGUUUCGAUACUGCGGGAGGACAGAGGUCCAGUCUGUGCAAUAUGGUAAAGAGAAAGCAAACAAAGACAGGGUAUUUGCCAGAUCACCCAGUAAACCAUUAACAAGAAAGAUGAUGAGUGGGAUGGACUGGGACUCAGUAAGCAGAAAUUCACUGUCAGAUGACCGACUUGAAACACAAAGUCUCCCUUCACGUUCUCCACCUGGAACUCCAAAUCAUCGAAACUCCACAUUCGCUCAGGAAGGAAGCCGUCCAAGACCUUCAUCUGUAGGACACUUGGUUGACCACAUAGUGCAUGUUUCAUCGAGUGAGGUCUUUGCCAACCACAAAUCUCCUUCCUCUACACAAGCAAACAGUAUUAUUCUGGAGUCAUCUCCCUGUCAGGAGACUGCUGGAGAAGGACGGCCACCUGCAUUGCCGCCAAAGCAGAAAAAAGUCACAUCAACACAGUCCAACCUCUGCCAGUUGGAAUUAGACACUCCUUUUCAAGAUCUAUUGGAUGGUCCAAUUGCAACAGAAAAAUCUACACCAAAUGGCAUUGUCCCUCAUGACAAUCUCGUUCUGAUAAGAAUGAAGGCGGAUGAGAAUGGGAGAUUUGGUUUCAAUGUUAAGGGAGGCAUUGAUCAGAAAAUGCCAGUAAUAGUAUCAAGAGUGGCACCUGGAACACCAGCGGACACUUGUGUCCCACGACUUAAUGAAGGUGAUCAAGUUGUACUGAUCAAUGGUAGGGAUAUAUCUGACUAUACUCAUGACCAGGUUGUCAUGUUCAUCAAAGCCAGCUGCGAAAUUCACUCUGAAGAAUUAAUAUUACUAGUUCGACCCAACGCUGUUUAUGACGUUGUAGAAGAGAAGGUAGAAAGUGAGCCUGAUUUUCAGUACAUUCCAGAGAAAUCUCCUCUGGAUGUAAUCCAUCAGGAUGAUGAUGCCUUAAGAGAAUCAAUGAUACAUUUGCGGGAGAGUCUGGAGACAGGAACUAUUCUUGCACAAUUUGAUCAACUGUAUAGAAAAAAGCCUGGAAUGACAAUGUCAUGUGCCAAGUUACCUCUCAACAUUUCCAAAAACAGAUAUAGAGAUAUCUCACCUUAUGAUGCAACACGGGUUAUUCUAAAGGGUACAGAUGACUACAUUAAUGCAAAUUAUAUUAAUAUGGAAAUUCCUUCCUCCAGUAUAAUAAAUCGUUACAUUGCUUGUCAGGGGCCUUUACCCAACACUUGUCCAGAUUUUUGGCAAAUGACUUGGGAGCAAGGAUCCUCUCUAGUUGUCAUGCUGACCACCCAAGUAGAGAGGGGCAGGGUCAAGUGUCACCAGUAUUGGCCUGAGCGUUCUGAAAGUGCAUCGUAUGGAAACUUUGAGAUUGGUUGUCAAUCAGAAGAGGGAAACCCCGCAUAUGUUUUCAGAGAAUUGACUUUAACUAACUUGGAGAAAAAUGAGAGCCGUCCACUCACCCAAAUCCAGUAUAUUGCAUGGCCUGAUCAUGGUGUUCCUGAUGAUUCGAGUGAUUUUCUGAAGUUUGUGUUACUUGUUCGAGAAACGCGGGUUGGCAAAGAUGAACCAGUUGUCGUACACUGCAGUGCUGGGAUAGGUCGGACAGGAGUUCUCAUUACUAUGGAGACAGCAAUGUGUCUAAUUGAAUGCAAUCAGCCAGUGUAUCCAUUGGACAUUGUACGAACAAUGCGAGACCAGAGAGCCAUGAUGAUUCAAACACCAAGUCAAUACAAGUUUGUUUGUGAAGCUAUUAUGAGGGUGUACGAAGAAGGCAUUGUGAAACCAUUGCAGUCAACACUGUACAAUUAGCCGAAGGAUAAGGUCCUUGCUUAUUGUUGAAACUGAUUUGCUGGGUACAUUUACAGUGUCAUAACGUGCUUGAACAACAUGCUGACCUGAUAUGAAUUGGAGGAUUGAAGAUGGCAAACUGGAGCAUGGACAAUGAGAACCUAAGCACUGUUGCACUUUAUGUUCAAAAAGAAGUAGUUUCUGCUUAUGUGAUCAUACUGACGGCAAUUAUAAUGAACACAGUUGCCCUAAUUUCUGAAAUGCCGUGUCCUCUGCUCCGGUUUUGUUCAGGGAUAUCAUCGGCUUUUGGAUUCCGCUGUAGUGCCAAAAGGAGAACUACCUACGUGAUUUUUCCCUCACCUGCCCAUGAAUUUGUCCUCUUCCUGGCUGGUUUAACUAAGGGAACUUAUUCAGAAGGACCACCUUCAAUGUUAUACAUUUUCUGUUCAUGAUCUGACUUGACCAUCUUUACUUGACCGUUUAGAGGAAUCCAUGAACUUGAAAAUGUGUGCUGCAGUGGAAUUGUUGUUUCUUUUUAUUAACAAGUGUUCGCGCUGCCUUUGACUAAUGUGCGUAUAAAAGUCUCAUCUCUAGAUUGUGUUCAUUAAUGUAGAUUAUAAUAAAAAUUAAGAUUCAGUGAGCACUUAUUAGUCAAAUUGACCCAAAUUGUCUCACUUUCAAAUUUCGAUGUGCAGCUUUUUAACUUAUGAUGAAACUACAGCAGUCACUCAAUGCAUAUUCUCCUCUGUUCCUGAUCAAAAAUCUUGGCUUUUUUUCUGCACUUAUGUGCCAAUAUUCCUAUAUUAGAAAUAAUUCUUUUAUAUACAUAUAGAUAUAAAUAAAUAACUUUAGAGAAAAAAAACUCUCAAUGAGUUUCAACCAACAGUAACAUUUAUGGUGAGUUUUGGGCUUCAAUGAUGAAGCAGUGGAGCCCAAAAUGUAAAUAACUCUAUUAGGAAAUUUAGCCUUAACCACCCGUUUCCUAGCAGGAUAUUAGAAUCUGGGUGCUGUUUACUGAUUACACAUCUCACAUUGGCUAGGACAAUCUACUCCAAAGACUUGAGUUCAUAUCUAGUCCAGGUGGUGAAAUCUUACUCUACUGUUAUUUUUAAGGCCACCAAAAAUAUUAGUUCUCUUUCUCCACAGGUUUGAUCCUGCAGUGUUAUGGGGAAAGGUGUGUGCCUGCAAUUUUCCUUUCAUAUUUUUUUUAGGCACUUGGUGAUGGGUGCUCACCUCCCCUAUCGUGCCACGUAUAAGCUUGCCUUAUACUAUUUUAAUUUUACUUCAGUUAUCAGCACUAGAUUUGUACCCAAAGAACUGCACAAGAGAGGUGCUGUAGGGUAAUUUUUAUAGUAAGACACUAAGUCAAAGUACUGGAAGAUACAAAGCACAAAUAGAAGCUGGUAAAAUAAACAAUAUCUGACUUGUGAAGUGCUGAUGGAUGUUGCAGUUUUGCUAGUCAGUAUCCCAGCAAUCACUUGCAGAGCUUUUGGCACCAAUGAUUAGUAACAGUACACAUAAUUUAAUUGCCUGCAUCCUGAUCGUGCCUUUUUUUUUUAAAGAAAAAGGCACUUUUGGAUAAAGAAAUUGUUGAUAUUGUCACGCACAGGAAAUAGCAAAAUAUACCGUUUAUGAACGAUCAAAAUGAAACUUUGAAAAAAUACGGAUAUGCUAGGUUAGGUAGGAUGUGAAAGAGCUGUGCAAAGUUUUUGUUUUAUUUUAACACGCCACUACUUUUCUCAUACUUAAAUUUUGCACAUAUUUUUGUUUCAAAAACCUUUAUGGCGUAAAGUAAGAAGUAGGACACUUAAUUUUUUUUUAAAUGAUGAAUGAAUAUAUUUUUGACUCUGCAGGAUCCAGAGGAGAUUGAGACCUCUGAAAGCAUGCACUCAAUGAACAGUAUGAAUCCCAUUGCAAACAAACUUUUGCCAGAGAAUAAAAAUGGAUGAGUGACUGUUUAAUUUAUCCUUGUCUAAAUAUCUGCACAUCUGUACUCGUGUGUAUUAACGUGUUGUACCCUGUGCAGCUGUAAAUAAUGCUGUCGAGUUGAAUGCCAUUCAUACCAUCAGCGAAAUGCAAUCCCAUUCAUCUGGUCAGGAUUGGUGAAACAAAUAAGCAAUUGGGAUGGUGAGAACAAAGGGUUAAGCUACGCACAACCAAUAAUUGGUAGUAACAAGCCUCAUUUACUACUUUUAUUUCCUUUGGUCUCCUUGGUUGUGUAUAACUGCAGUGUUAUUUUUUUACUAGAUAUACCAUGAGGAAGGAGGCAUGUGAAUUGAUCCAUUUUAUUCUGUCAUGCUGUAUGAUGAACAUGAAUGUAUCUAUCAACCAUGCAAAAUUGCAAGCGGUAGAGUAAUGACUGUUGGAUUUUAAGGAUAAAUAUUUUUCAUACCAUUUGUAUAAAAAAAAUUUAAAAGUUUGUAACAUUUCCAUUAAAAAAAAUUUACAGGUUAAAAUGUGUUUAAAUUGUAAAUAAGAGCAAUACUAUUGAGACUGUCUGUUCAGUGCCAAUUCACAAUGUAGAGGUUGAUUUCUCUAUUGCUUAUUGACUGUAAUCAUACAGGUUUAGUGUUUGGAUUGUUUUCCAUAUUGUUUUGAAAUUUGGAAGUAAUUUGCAAAUUUCCAUUUCUGAAAUAAUUACAGGCACUUUAUAUUACAAUAUACUACUGACUGAAUUAUCAAGUGAUUUGAUUUCAUACAUAGACGCUAAGCCUAAAUGUCUUUGCUUUGUGUAUGGAGCUUAUAAGAAUGCACACUGGUUGAUUUGAUUUAUCUUUGAAUUGGGCUGUUAGAUCUGAUGAGGAGUGUCUGGCUGAGCUAUUAUCUUCACUUAAAUAUUUGAUACUGAACAGUGAUGGUUUGUACUUUUAAGACUGUACCAAUGUCCAAAUUCUAGGGUUAGCUCAAUAUUAGAAAAUUUCAGUGUGGUUUGAAAGCUUUUUUGACAUGUUACCAUAAUUUGGGACUGCAUUUCCCUCCAGCCAAUAUUCAUCACCAAGCUUUCUGCUCAAAAUCACCAUCUGGUUUCUACACUUAAUUCUAAAUACUGUUAACUACAGCUGUAGAUCACGCCAUUUGAUUGGGCACAAGGUUAAUGUGUAUUUUAAAAAAGAAAACAGUAUAUUGCAGAACUAAUCUAAAUUUUAGGUAGUAUUGAUGUUUUUAGUAGCAAAACUUCUAAGAGUAUUGCAUCUUAGCAAAGCUGGAUUUAUAAAAUUCGGAAUUCUUAACUUUAUAUUCAGGAGCCCAGGCGAAUUAAGAAAAUAAUGAGUAGGAAGGGAAUCUCUAGUGCAGAGUUUAAAAUGAACAAGCUUUUUGCAAGUGUGGGCAAUAUAUUUACUCAAGUGGGCUAUUUGAGUUUGAUUAAUUUGAGAAUUAUUUAUUUCAAAAUUGCUCUUGGGGCUUCUAGUUAAAAGGUUUUAAACCAUACUAAAGAAUAACAUGUUGCCCUGUGUUGAAUAUAUGCGUUAGGAAUGGGAUAAGUAAGUGUUUGAGAACAGCUUUUCCCAUUGUGACAGAUGGUAUAGAAUAAAGUUUGAGUCAUUCCUCCUGUUGUACUUAUCUUACAAUUUCCACAAUUCACUGUAAAGUAUCUAGAAGGGGAAAGAAUGCUUUCUGGGGCUGUUUGGAUCUCAUAAAUCGAUAAUUAACUAAUCUGCUGUAAUUAUGUUCAAUCUUCGUUCUUAAAAAAAAAUUGUAAUUAGAAAACUGCAGGAGAGCCAAUAUGAUAAAAGCUGCAGAUUAUUAAUGUUGCAAUAAGUGUCAAUUGUAGGCUUUUAUUUCCGAAGUGAAACCUUGUGCCUGAUCCUGCAAUCGGGACUGUACAUAUUAUAGUUAUUCAGAAAAAAAUUCUAAUUGCAAUUUUAUGACCCAUUUUGAUUUGAGUUUUUUUGCUUUCAAAAUGCCUAUAAGUACAGUUGGUACUGCAUAUAUUUAAUGAAAAGCACAAAGUGCUGGAAAUUUCAGGUCAGACAGUAUUUCUGGAGAGAGCUAAGUUUCCAAACACAACUCGAUUACUAUACGUCAAUUCUGACAAUAGGGCACCAAUUUGAAACUUCACCUGUUUCUCUCCAAAUAUACUGACCUGCUGAGUGUUUCCAGCAUUUUCUGUUUUUAUUUCAGAUUUCUGGCACCCGUGGUAUUUACUUUUUAAUCCAGGUAUGCUUGUUUUCCUAUUCAUUGGCUUUUUUUUUGUUACCUUCACUGAAUUUUAUUGACACUGGAAAGAUGUGACAAGGAGUUAUGCUUUUGCAGUUUCUUACUGUAUGCUUUAAGAAGGCCUUAUUCAUUUCAAAAAAUAGCUAAUAGCGUCUUUGAUAACCAGCAAAUAAAAUCUAGCUUUUUAGAAUAUCAGCAGGUAAAGAAUUGACUGAUAUACUACCAACAUCAGAAAGUGAUCAGUCACUUGGAAUUGGGUUGGGGCGGGGGGGGUUAGGGAUUUAGAAUUUUUUAUGUCUGACUCACUCCCUUCUAAAUUUUUGUGGAUAUAAUUUAAUUUGACUUGACAAGAAUUGUCUCAUUUGGGUACGAACUUAAUAGUUUAUUUGUGACUCUUAAUUGCUCUGUUACAAAAAUAAAGAAAAUGUGCUUAGUAAUUUAAGUGUACCACCCGUGAGUUUAUUUUUGGAGGGGCAGCUGUAACUAUAUGUAAUUAAAUUUAAUAACUUUGUAAUUUUUUCUCUAUUAAAUUUUAAGUUUUAGCUGGUACUUGGAUUCUUUUGAUUCAAGAAAUAUUCUUCUGUACAUUUUAAUGAGGUUUGAUUGGGUCCUGUACAUAGUGACCCAGUUGCUGCAUGUACAGUUAACCUUAUGCUUUGUUUAUAAUAGUAAAACUUGGUUUUUAACAGCAA